CCAAUCUCCAACCUCCAACCUCCAACCUCCAACCUCCCGACCAUCACCUAGAGUCGUAGUUUCAAAUCCUCAAGCCAAUCCAAUCACUCCAGAUCUCUCUAGAUGCUCGAGAAUUGAUUGAUUGACUGUCAAGCCGAGCAAGCGUCCUCCAAGCUCCAACACGAACAGCCAGUUCUCGAUGCGCAAGAUGACUCCGUACCCUCUUUUACUCAAUACUAAAAUGUCAAUCCAUGCAUGCAAAUGUCCAAGCCCCCCUGUGUGUGGAUAGCAGGUGUAGGUACCAUGGUUUCGAUGAUGUCGAUAAGAUGGGUCGUAGGGUAAAUCUACUUUGUUUCCAAUCUUAUUAUUUGAUUUUAUUCUGACGAUUCUUGUAUUUGUGAGUGAGCAUUGUGAAUAUUCAUUUACGGUAUUAUUUAUUAUUUAAUAUUUAUUAUCAUUACUACCAUUUCUUCGUACAAUACAUGCCGAUUCUCGACUAAUACACUAACGUCGCUGAAAACUGGGUACGGGUCAAGGAGAAUCAAGCUUUUGGUGAAGAAUUGCAUAGAGGAAGUGUGAGUGAGGAUCCUUCUACCGUCUUUCAUUUUGUGGAUGGAUCGAUUUUGGAUGGUUUAUUGAUUGGGCUUUUGGAUUGUGCUAUUCGAUCAUUGCUGUCGUCGUCUAUCACUCACUCACUCACCCACUCACUCACAUUGUAUAUCCAUCUAUCCACAUAGAUAGGAUUUGUGAAAGUGUACAAAGAGAUAGUCAUCAAAUCAAUUCCCUCAUCUCGUCUCAUCACAUCUCAAUUCAACAUCAAUCAAUAACCUUAUCUCGUCUCAUCUCACCUCACCUCACCACCCAAUCUCACCAUGGGUUUCUUCCCCAAUCGAAAACGUCAAGAAGCAAUCCCAGCUCACCAAACAGGAACCAUAGCCCCAGAAGGUCGCACCACAGAUAAAAGUUCCGAUCGAACGUUAACUCCUGGUGACAAUUCAAAUCAUGUCUCGAUGGCCGGCGUGGAUAUCAAGAGAGCUACCAAGGCGAGGAAGAGAGCUAUUUAUAUCACCAGUUUCUUGUACUUGAUCGCCGUCAUCUUUUUAAUUCUUACAAUAAUCGGCAAUAUAAACAACCGUGCCGUCAUCCGCGAUACCUGGUUCUUCCGACUCGACCUCACAAACAUCAUUCCCGAAUCCGUCGGCGGUGGCAUCACCCUGCAAAACUCUCUCGCCCGAUCCCUCGGCCUCCACGAUUUCUACCAAGUCGGCCUCUGGAAUUUCUGCGAAGGCUACAACGAUGAAGGCAUCACCGCUUGCUCCACCCCCCAACACCUCUACUGGUUCAACCCCGUCGAUAUCCUCCUCAAUGAGCUCCUCGCCGGCGCAACCAUUGCUCUCCCCGCUCAAAUAAACAAUAUCCUCAGUCUCAUCCGCAUCGCUAGUCACAUCAUGUUCGGCUUCUUCAUCACCGGUGUCGUCAUGAGUUUCUGCAACAUUUUCCUCUCCUUCUUCACCAUCUACUCCCGCUGGAUAUCCGGGUUCUACGCCAUCUGGACAUUUAUCUCCGCGCUUCUCGUCACCACGGCGGCGAUUAUCGCCACGGUGAUGUUUAUCAUUUUCCGCAAUACGGUGACGAGUCAGGCGGGCUUGAAUAUUGGCGCGAGUGUGGGCACCCGGAUGUUUGCGUUUAUGUGGAUCGGUGCUUCCUGUGUGAUUAUCGCGUGGGUGAUUCAUGUGGGUAUGUGUUGUUGUGGGGCUAGUAGGAGGGAUGUGAAGAGUGGGAGGAGGAUGGGGAGUAAGAAGGCUUAUUCCAGUGGAGUUAUGCCCGUUGGGAUGGAGGAGAAGCGGGGUGGGAAGAAGAGGACGAUUCCGGGGUUUGGGAGGAGGAAGACGGCGGGGGAAGUGGUUUAGGUUAGGUUGGUUUGGUUUGGUUUGGUUUAGUUUGUGAUUCCACGGUGGGGGUGGUUCUUUUUUCUGGCUACUUCUUCUUCUUCUUUGUCUUCGGGACAAAAGAUGAUGGAAUUGGGAAUAUCAUACAUAUUAUAGAGUGAGUGGAACACAUGGAUAUGGAUAUGCACAUGCAUAUCCAUCGAUGAACAUCCUCAUCAACAUCAACAUCAACAUCCAACCCAGAGCAUAUAUAUUAAAAUUAAAUAUGCCUCGGAAGUAUAUAUAGUUAUGUUAUACAUAUAUACAUAUACAUAUACAUAUAUACAAAACCAUAUAGUUAUGAAACUAGGAUAUCAGGAUAUCAGGUAUUAGAAUAUAUAUCGGGACAAGGCGUUAGUUAGUAAAUAGAUAUAUUGAUAGAAUAUCGACGGCUCGGUAAAUAGGUAGCCUUUUGGAUUUCUUUGUAUAUAGGAUGGGAUUUUGGGAAUUGGGGGGUGUGGUGUG
Messenger RNA from Botrytis sinoallii, 2372 nucleotides. RefSeq lists its product as uncharacterized. The record is from RefSeq and is a predicted model, not a curated record. The transcript has 3 exons. Bases 852 to 1889 code for a protein of 345 amino acids. Gene Ontology annotation, cellular component: plasma membrane; cell cortex of cell tip. NCBI's taxonomy places the organism in Eukaryota, Fungi, Ascomycota, Leotiomycetes, Helotiales, Sclerotiniaceae. Gene Ontology annotation, biological process: fungal-type cell wall organization.